AUGAAGAAAUGGCAGGCACAACUAGAAGCUGCCAGUACUUUCAAGGACGAUGACAGCAUGGUCAGCGAUGGAAGCAUGAACAUGCAGAUCUACAAGUCGACCUCAAAGAUGGAUUCAUUGAAGCACUGUUCUCAAUGGACCAAAGAUAACAAGAAACCUUUCAAGUCUAAUGGAAGUAAGCACUGGGAUAUUGAUCUUGGUGUGCAUCUUGAUUCUGGAUCUACGUUCAGCCUACAAAUGAACGAAGAUUACGCCAAACCUGGCACUGUGUCUGACCUGGAUUACAUGUUCAACUACGGUACAAACACUGGCCAACGUGAUCUGCACCAGCAGGUCAAAUCAAGUAUUAUCAAAGGACACACUUGCUUGCUUGAUACUGAAGCGCAAUGUAACCUCGAUAAUUUAUCAGAGCUUGUGAAGCUUGGAUUCCGUGUCAUUAUGGACACUGAUAUUGAAAACUCUUUCAUCAUUACGAAGGGGGAACAACAAAUGCAACAUGUGCAUCAAAACGGAUUGUACACUUUUGUACCCGAUGGUAGGGCAGAAAGUAAUGAGGGAUCCGAAUACUCUGAGUGUGAAUACAGAGAAUGUGGAAAAUGUGACUGCGACGCGUUUGGUGUUGCACACACUGAAUGCCAUAAAUGUGGCGUUAUUUUCUGUGGUAGAAUUUUAAAAAUUAGCUAUCCCAAUCUGAGUGUUGUGUUGCACAUUGAUCUUGUUUUUGUUAACAAUUCAUUCGGACUCACGACCAUUGAUGGGAGUGUGAGAUACCGGUGCUACAUACCCUUGGCCUCACGAUCCAAGACGGCAUUGUAUGACGCAAUUGAUAAAUGUUUUCGGCUUUAUAAUGCACGUGAUUUCACGGUGAAAAAGAUUUAUUGCGAUGGAGAAUUCCGUCCGGUAUUUGAGCCCAUGAAAGAUGAACUUGAAGUUCAAAUGAACUAUGCCAGCAGAGGCAAGCAUGAUCCAAAUGCGGAACAAAAUAGCCAACAUGGUGUGAUAUACUGA
Molecule: messenger RNA, 1008 nt
Organism: Cylindrotheca closterium
Lineage: Eukaryota; Bacillariophyta; Bacillariophyceae; Bacillariales; Bacillariaceae
Source: the annotation of a GenBank genome assembly